Molecule: messenger RNA, 680 nt
Organism: Benincasa hispida (wax gourd)
Lineage: Eukaryota; Viridiplantae; Streptophyta; Magnoliopsida; Cucurbitales; Cucurbitaceae
Product: subtilisin-like protease SBT3.4
Source: RefSeq, a predicted model, not a curated record
AUGGGAGCUGUAGUGAAAUGAAGCGUAUUCUUGUAAGUUAAUGUUGGUACUAUUUGAACGGAGAGUCGUAUUAAAGAAGAAUGAUGAUGAACGCAAAGCGGAAGAAAUUGCGAGCGGCAACGACCUUCUUGUUUGUGUUUGUGUCUUCCUUUGCCAUUUCCAUAUCUGCCGCCAUGGCUGAUUCUGAUGAAAUUUCUUCAACUUCAACCCAUUCCAUAGCUUCAUCGACGGCGUCUUCACGCCCCGCGGUUCACAUUGUGUACACCGAAACGCCUCGGGAUGAGGACCCCAAGGACUUCCAUAUCCGAACCCUAGCUUCUGCUCUCGGCAGUGAAGAGGCUGCGAAGGAUGCGCUUAUUUACAGUUACAAGACCGCUGCUAGUGGAUUCUCUGCAAAGCUCACACCCGACCAGGUUUCUCGAGUUUCCCAACAACCAGGCGUUCUUCAGGUUGUUCCAGACAGCCAGGUCGGGUUGCACCGUUAAAGGAUUUUGCAGCCUCUCUCUUGAAAUUGGAUGAAGAUGGCAUAAUAAUGAGUGAGUCUCACCUUCUGUAAAUUCAUUAUAGUUCUUAAACAUCAGUACUUAUAUUUAUUGUUUAUCAUAAAGCUGAAUGUAUUUAUUGUAUUUAUAGUUCUUAAACAUCGACACUCAUGCGGUAAAACCUAUAGACUUUCACAA